UCCCUGUCUAAUCCCUGCCAGAGGAUGGGGAUCCCUGCUGUGGCUGACAACCUCAGCCAGCAUGUUCGGCGCGAACAUGGUCUCAGCACGUCCUGCCUCGACAAUGCGGAAUGGCUUCCUGUCAGACCGUGCAGAUGAGGGCCGCAGGCCUACCACGAUUUCAUCCGCAGCUGAGCUGCUCAAAAUCCUCUAAAUAAGAAAAUGGCCACCCUUAUUCCCAAUCCAAUUCUCAGUCUCAUUCCCAUCUCUCUCUCCUCAUAUUUACGGGCUUUACUUGGAAUAUUCAUCGAUUCCAUACCAAAUAUACUGCCAUAUACCCCAUUCAAGUCGUCAAAAUCUUGCCUACACCUCUCAAAACUCUCAACAGGUUAAUCAACCAAGUAUUUGAGCACUGGUGUUGUCGCCAAACAACAACCAAACGAUGGCUUCUCAGCUAUUCGACCGCAUGGUCGCCAGUCUGCCUCAUCUGGUGACCCGGUCCAACGACUUCGAGCCGUACAACUACACAAGCAAGAACGGCCAUGUGUGCGCCAUGCCCCGGCCCCUCACCAACACCGAGACCGCCAAGCUGGCCGGCGGCUACGACUUCUUCACAAUCAGCAAGAUCAUCACCGGCGCCUGCGCAUGCUUCGUCCUCCUCAGCCUCUUCGUGCUCAUGUUCAGGCACGCCACGCACCUGUCGAGGCCCAACGAACAGCUCAACAUCCUCAGGAUCUGCUGCUACCUGCCCGUCUUCGCCAUCGGCUGCUUCCUCGAGGUCUCCUUCCCUAACGCUUACGUCUACAUCAACCCGUGGCUCGACUUUGUCCAGUCUAUUGCCUUGUGCAACUUCUUCCUGCUCAUGUGCCAGUUCGUCUCCCCCUCGGAUCAGCAUCGUGAGGUCUUCUUCGCCGCCCUCAAGGUUCCGCAGAAGAAGAAGAAGAGCAACGCAGGCCGGCGGGCACGGGGCCGCCGCGGUGACUUUGGCCCUCAGCCCGAGGUCGAGGAGGAGCCCAUCAAUGGUCUGGAGUGGUAUCGCAAGAUGUGGAUGCUCAUCUUCCAGUACCCUGUUGUCCAGGCACUGGUUGCUAUCUUCACUGCCAUCUUCGAGUCACAAGGUGUCUACUGCCUUGUAAGCAGCAAGCCCUACUUUGGACAUCUCUGGCUUGAUAUCAUCCACAACGUCAGCUUGACACUGGCUAUCAUGUCCUGUCUCAGGCUCUACGGUGCCCUUAAGGGGCGUCUGGCGCACCACAAGCCCCUCGCUAAGCUGGGCGCGUUCAAGUUACUUGUUGCCAUCACUGGUAUCAUCCAGCUCAUCUACUGGGUCCUUCGAUCCAUCACUCCCUCGCCCCUCAAGCCGACAGCCUACUUCUCCUGGUCCGACGACUUCAUCGGCAUCCCCGUCAUGGUGAUGGCACUCCUCACCGUCCCCUUCUCCAUCUUCUUCCACUUCGCCUACGACGUGAAGCCAUACUACCUCGAGAACACCGGCAAGCACAUGCCCCUCGCCCAGGCCGACCUCGAGUCCGGGUCCACCGGCUCUGGCGCCGGUUCACCUGGCCCCCACGCAAAGCCCGCGGGGCCUUACACCGCUGUGGGUGCCGCGGGGACGAGAUACCAGGGUGGGUUCCUCGGUAUCUGGGCCUGGCUCGGCAUGCUCAACCCCAGCGAGCUCAUUUCGGGGUUCAUUUUUGGGUUUACUAUGCUUAGCAAGGAGAACCGCAAGGUUGGUAUCAACACUGUCCGCAGGGCUCAGACUGGGGAAUUUGGUCAGGCUUGAGGGAUCAACGUAUAUGAAGUGAUGGGAUUUCUGGGACAGGUCAGGUCCUGUAUGAGCUUUGGAGGAAGUGCACGAUUUGUGUGCUGAUGUUUGGGAUUCUCCCUAUUACAAUAUUUGGUGGAUACCUUCAGAAAGUAAAACGGUCUGGCGUUUGGAUUGCUUGGUAUUUGCUUUCACCAGGCAGCACUGACUGUCCGAUGAUACGAGGUGCUCUGCUGGGUAUUAACUUGCGUAUGUGUCUGACAGAAUGUCUUAGUUGAUCAUACCCCCUUCAAGCGAUAACUAGAUUAUGCUAGCCUAUAUGAAUAUCACGAUUUUGAGAUUCAAGAAA
Messenger RNA from Diaporthe batatas, 2093 nucleotides. RefSeq lists its product as uncharacterized. Bases 422 to 1762 code for a protein of 446 amino acids. Gene Ontology annotation, biological process: transport. NCBI's taxonomy places the organism in Eukaryota, Fungi, Ascomycota, Sordariomycetes, Diaporthales, Diaporthaceae. The record is from RefSeq and is a predicted model, not a curated record. Gene Ontology annotation, molecular function: transporter activity. The transcript is spliced from 2 exons.